Messenger RNA from Daucus carota subsp. sativus, 960 nucleotides. RefSeq lists its product as uncharacterized. The record is from RefSeq and is a predicted model, not a curated record. The transcript has 5 exons. Bases 263 to 832 code for a protein of 189 amino acids. NCBI's taxonomy places the organism in Eukaryota, Viridiplantae, Streptophyta, Magnoliopsida, Apiales, Apiaceae.
UUUCCUGUCCGUCUUGACUCUUGUCUGUCUUUGGAUGUCUUGGAUGCAGACAGGAGUAGCUUACUUAAUUCUAACUCUGCGAAUUGUCAAGUUAAUCUCACUUGAAGGCACGCUUACACUCUCUCCUCUCCUACUAACUCCCACUCUCUCUCUCUCUCUACAUCUUAUGUAAUAAGUACACAUCUUUUGGGAAAAGGAGCAAAUCUUUGAUCUCUUCCUCCCUGCUGAUUUGAGCUUCUCUGUUUCACUCAUCUCUACUGCAAUGGCCGUAUAUUUAAGCCAGGAGGACCAAGAUCAGCCCGCUAGUAUUCCUCUUUAUGAAACUAAACUUUCUUUCUUAAAGGUUUUGGAGGUUCAGCAGCCAUUGAAACAUUCUCUGUCUUUGGAUGCUGUUUUAAUCAGUCAAAAACAAGUAAACCGUUAUAUGGAGGAUGCAGAUGUUUUCUAUCCGUUAAAUGCAGAUGUAGAUCUUGAGAAGGGAAGGUCAGAGAAACCUAAAAUCAAUGUUGAACCUGCUACAUUUGUGAAGAAUGAAAAUCCUGUCACAAAGACAAUGCAAAGACAGCUAAGCUUAUCAACCGGAGAGAAAGUUAUGCAGAUGUUAAUGGACAACAAUCAUUUGUCACCCAAGUUCAGUUUUAGAGAGAAAAUUGUUCCUGAAAGCAUUGCUGACAUGGCUAGUGACAGGCUGAGAAAAUACAAGCGAUCUGCCUCGUUCAAUUCAAGAAAAGUAGUUCUCCUCUUCUCAGUGAUGUCAUGUUUGGGAACUAUAAUUCUAAUAAUGUUGACCUUCAGGGUUAGGCAGAUGGCAGAUGGAUCUUAUCAUGGGUGAAUAGACUUCAGUUCUGAUAGUAAUGUAGUUUUCUUUUAAAAAAUUUGUGUAAUCAUGGUCAAUCUUUAGCAUGUCUCUUUGGGAAUGGUAGUGGUUUCUAUAUAUCAAGUUGAAAUUACUUUUUUUGA